UGACUCGCUUUUGCACCGACUCGACAUAGAGAAGGGUGUAUGCUCCGAAACAUCUUGACAAGACACUCUCCACUCGCCACUCGACUCGUUCAACACAGACCCAUAUAUCGAUCAAUCGCCGCCAUGUCUGCCCCAGAGACGACCGUCCCUGCCCAAGAAACCCGACCCGUCGAGCAGGCCAAGCCCGCCGGCGCCGAGCCCGCUGUCGCCACCGAGGGUGUCGCUGAACAAUCAAAGAAGGGUGCCAAGAAGGAAGCGAAGCGACUUGAAAAGCUCGCAAAAGCUGCCACUAAAACCUCAUCUGCUCAGACUCAAGCGCCCAAGAAGGAGAAAGCCGAGAAGAAGGAGAAGAAGGUCGAGGCUCCUGCUGAGGCCUGGGUCAACACUACCCCCAAGGGCGAGAAGAAGGACGUCUCUGGCAACUUCCCUGCCGGUUACGACCCUACCCAGGUCGAGGCCGCCCACUACGACUGGUGGAAUGCCAAGGGCUUCUUCAAGCCCCGAUACGGCGCUGACGGCAAGCCCCUCAAAAAGGGUACCUUCUCCAUCACCUUCCCUCCUCCUAACGUUACCGGUAACCUGCACAUUGGUCACGCUUUGACUGUCUCAUUGCAAGAUGCUCUCAUCAGAUGGAAGCGAAUGCAGGGAUACUCUGUCCUUUACCUCCCCGGCUACGACCACGCCGGUAUCGCCACCCAGGCUGUUGUCGAGCAGCGUCUUCUGAAGACCGAAGGACACUCAAGACAUCAUUACGGAAGAGAAAAGUUCCUCGAAAAGGUCUGGGAGUGGAAGGACCAGUACCAGCAGAAGAUCACCCUUCAGAUGACUCGACUUGGUGGUUCUUUCGACUGGGACAAGGUUGCCUUCACUAUGGACGACAACCUGAGUGUUGCUGUCAGGGAAGCGUUCGUUCAGAUGCACGAGAAGGGUCUGCUCUACCGAGCCAAUAGAUUGGUCAACUGGUGUGUCUACCUCAACACCUCCUUGUCCAACUUGGAGGUCGACCAGCUCCCCCUCACUGGCCGCAAGAAGCUCAACGUCAAGGGAUACGACCCUAAAGAAUUCUUCGAGUUUGGUGUCAUUACCUCUUUCGCCUACCCCAUUGAGAACUCAGAAGAACGUAUCAUCGUUGCCACCACUCGUCCCGAGACCAUGCUUGGUGAUACCGCCAUUGCCGUCCACCCCGACGACAAGCGAUACACCCACCUGCACGGCAAGUUUGCUGUCCACCCCUUCAACGGCAGGAGGAUUCCUAUCAUUACCGAUGCGAUCACCGUCGACAUGGAGUUCGGUACUGGUGCUGUCAAGAUUACUCCUGCUCACGACCCCAACGAUUUCGAGUGUGGUCUCCGUAACAAGCUCGAGUUUAUCAAUUUGAUGAAUGACGACGGUACUUACAACGAGAAUGCUGGCCCUUACAAGGGUAUGAAACGUUUCCACAUCCGUAACCAAAUCAUCAUCGACCUCAAGGAGAAGGGUCUCUUUGUCGAGCAGAACGACAACGAGAUGCAGAUCCCCAUUUGCUCUCGUUCCGGUGAUGUCGUCGAGCAGAUUAUCAAGCCUCAGUGGUGGAUCAACUGCAAGCCUCUUGCGGAGGAUGCUCUCAAGCGAACCCGUGCAGGCGAGCUCGAGAUCAAGCCCAAGACUUCCGCCGGCGACUGGGUCAGGUGGAUGGAGAACAUGCAGGAUUGGUGUAUCUCUCGACAGCUUUGGUGGGGACACCGAUGCCCUGCUUGGUUGCUCAAGUUUGACGGCGAAGCUCCCGACUCCUCUGACGACAAGAACUGGAUUGUUGCCAGGACCGAAGAGGAGGCUCAGGAGAAGGCCGCCGCGCGCGCCAACGGCCGAAAGUUCACUAUCGAGCAGGACGAGGAUGUCCUCGACACCUGGUUCUCCUCUGGUCUCUGGCCCUUCUCCACUAUGGGCUGGCCCAACAAGACUGCCGACAUGGAGAACUUUUACCCCAACUCCAUCCUCGAGACCGGUUGGGACAUUCUUUUCUUCUGGGUCGCCCGUAUGGUCUUCUUCGGUAACUCUCUUACCGACGUCAUGCCCUUCAAGGAGGUCUAUUGCCACCCCAUGGUUCGAGACGCCUACGGACGAAAGAUGUCCAAGUCCUUGGGCAACGUCAUCGACCCUCUCGAUGUCAUCACUGGUCAAAACUUGGCCAAGCUCCACGGCGACCUCAGGCAGGGCAACUUGCCCGAAAAGGAGAUCAUCAAGGCCGAGGAGGGCCAGAAGAAGCUGUACCCCAAAGGCAUCCCUGAGUGUGGUACCGACGCUUUGAGGUUCACUCUCUGUAACUACACUUCGGGUGGUAGGGACAUCAACAUGGAUAUUGGCCGUGUUGAGGGUUACAGAAAGUUCUGUAACAAGCUCUGGAACGCCACCAAGUUCUGUCUUUUCCGAAUGGAUGCCGUCGACCUGGCUGGUGUCAGGCAAACAAGCUCCUUUGUCCCCAACGCCUCUCACUUGGUAUGUCAUCUCUGAUGUAUCUGAAUAAUUCGCUGAACAAUCACUAGCCUACUGGUCAAGAGGGUCUUGUCGAAAGAUGGCUCUUCCACAAGCUCAAUAUUGCUAGUGCUGGAAUCUCUGAGGCUUUGGAGAACCGAGACUUUGCCGAUGCUUCCACUAUUGCCUACCAAUACUUCUUGAACGACCUUUGUGACGUCUUCAUUGAAGCCACCAAGCCAAUCUUUGAGGCCAACUCUGAUGCUGCCGCCAAGCUUUCCGCCCAAAACACCCUCUACACAUGUCUGGAAGCUGGUCUCAAGCUUCUCCACCCCUUCAUGCCUUACGUCACUGAAGACCUGUGGCAACGUCUCCCCCGUCGCCAGGGUGAUGCUUGCGAGUCUAUCAUGAUCGCUCCCUUCCCCGAGAAGAUUGCCGAGCAAAGCUUCCCCAAGGAAGCGGCCGCCUUCGAUCUCGUUGUUGACUGCAUCAAGUCUGCCAGGUCCAUCAUUGGUCUGUACAACCUUCCCACCAACGGCAAGACUGUUGAGGACAAAAUCACCGUCAUCAUCCAGGCCAGGAACGACGAGCUGCUGCAGUUGUUCAAGUCUGUUGAGACUGUUGUCGUCGGCUUGACCAAGGGAUGUGGCAAGGUCGAGUUCAUCCGAGAGGACAGUGAGAUCCCCCGUGGAAGUGGUACCGAGGUUGUCACCACCGACAUAAGUGUUCACAUCCCCGUCCAGGGCAAGGUCGACGCUGCUUCCGAAAUUGACAAGCUCGAGAAGAAGGCUGUUGUUGUUGAGGGUCAGAAGGCCAAGCUUAACAAGGUCAUGGGCAUGAGCAACUACGAGACGAGUGUCAAGGAGGAGGUUAGGGCGCAGAACUCAGACAAGCUGGAGAAGAUCAAUGUUGAGAUCGAGUCGCUGACUUUGGCCAUUGAAAGGUUCAAGUUGCUUUUGUAGAUAGACAAUAUAGCCGUAUGCUUGCGAGAUGUGAAACUUAUAGUCCGCUUUAU
Cryptococcus amylolentus CBS 6039 is the source of this 3466-nucleotide messenger RNA. Its product is annotated as valine-tRNA ligase, variant 2. Gene Ontology annotation, molecular function: ATP binding; valine-tRNA ligase activity; aminoacyl-tRNA deacylase activity. The transcript is spliced from 7 exons. Lineage: Eukaryota; Fungi; Basidiomycota; Tremellomycetes; Tremellales; Cryptococcaceae. The record is from RefSeq and is a predicted model, not a curated record. Gene Ontology annotation, cellular component: cytosol. Gene Ontology annotation, biological process: valyl-tRNA aminoacylation. Bases 40 to 2490 code for a protein of 816 amino acids.